Molecule: messenger RNA, 1186 nt
Organism: Cuscuta epithymum
Lineage: Eukaryota; Viridiplantae; Streptophyta; Magnoliopsida; Solanales; Convolvulaceae
Source: the annotation of a GenBank genome assembly
CAGCAAUUUAUAAGGCAGGAGCAAGAUUGUUUAAUUAAUGAGCUCCAUCUAUAUAUAAUUGUCUCUUUCCAAUCCAAUCAAACAAAGAUUGAAAAACCUUCCCAACAAAUACUGCCGCCGCGCGCCACCGCAAUCAAAGAUGAACGAUUUGGCUAAUUACGUAAUCGUGGAAGGGGUUCACAUACACAUGCCGAAUCCGGCGGCAGGUAACAUUCAACCGCCGCCGCCGCCGCAACACGACGGUCAACGUCGUUUCCCUGUCUUAUUGACCGUUCGAUCCAUCAACCCAUGGGCUAAUCCUAGAUUUUCUUCUCACGAUAUUUUACGGUACAAAACAGAGCACAAGUUCUUGCUGAGUCAGAACGACUGCGACAUCGCUACCGUAAACAGGAUGGUCGAUCUCAUGAACGUACCUUAUGAUCUGAACGGAAUAAAUCUGUUUUGGAAGCUAGCUGUCGGAACCAUUGUCGGGUCCGAGAGGCCUGUCGCUGACUGGGACGACAUGGUUGUUCUUAUCCGCGAGUUUCUUGAGAAUGCGGCGGACGGUGAUGAUUUUGGCGGCGCACAUCACACGUCACUGCUGAUUUCGAAGUACGAGAAGCUGCCGGAGGAUGAGAUGAAGGCGCUGGCCGAACGGGUGAAACGGGAAGAGGCUACCGGGGAGUGGACGGAGCGGGUUUUCCGGCUGCCGCAGAGGAUGAUGGAGUUCCGGAUGUCGGUGCUUCAGGGGAAGGUUAUCGAGAGGGUCACGGUGGCGGGCGGUGGAGAUGACGGCGGGGCAGAGAGGUGCGGUAUCUGUUUGGUGGAUUUGGGCGUUGGGUCGGUGGUUGCCCGGCUGCCCUGCUCACACUGCUCGCACGAGGGCUGCAUUCUCCGGUGGUUGAUGCAAAAGAAGUCAUGCCCAUUUUGUCGCUUCCAAAUUCAAAUCCCUGCCAUUGAUUCCGGCGAGCAAAGCGUUGCCCACACCAUACCGGCUACAAUUGUCCACGGGGUGGGGUUAAGCAGGAAUCAUAAAUGGAGCCGCCGGUUUUUGAACCGGAACUGGAACCGUAAUUAUCGGAACCGUGUACCAAUUCCGCCGGUUAGGAGCCGGAGGUUUUCUUGUACGGUUUGAAGAUCUCAUGCAUCUUAGUGGAAAGUAUACAUUUUAAUUAAUAAUAAUCACAAACAUUAUAUUUGCAAACUU